UUUGCUCCAUUCCAGUCAUUAUUAUGAGCCGUCCUCCCCUCAGCAGCCUCCACUGUUUUGCACAGUGGACUGUAUGUGGUUGACCCCUUUCUUCUUCCUACCACAAAAAGUAAAAAGACAAAAUGUGUCUAUCGAUGUUAUGAAGGUAGUAUCACAUUUUACACAUUCUGGGUUAACUUUCUGGUUGUCUAUGUAGACUAUUUGCAUUACUUCAUUUUUCAUGACACUCCAUGAAUCCUGCUAAACAACUUUGGUCAUAAACUUUGGAACUCAGUAUUGUUUUGUCACAGGAAGUCACACGGAUAUUCUCGUAACGUUGACUGUAGUGGCAAAGUGUGUUAACACAUUUGGACCAAAACCCACAAUCUCUCGUAGCACCUUCAGUUUCUCUGAGCCACAUUUACAAUUUGACCACACAGACUUACUCAUAGAGAGGCAGCAUGUGCCCUUACACUACAUUGUACACAGUACCAACCACUGAAGACACCUGUGACUGCAGGACAACUUUUAGCUCAGCAGAAGUUGUUUUUAUGUAUGUAGUCUACCAGUCUUUGUAGUUAUUUGUGCAGCCCCCACCACACCUCACAACUUAUGUCUGGUUUCAGCAUAUGGUAAAUGUUUAGCUCCUCCUUCCACCCACACAUAGAGUCCUUCCUGGGCUCACUCAGAAAGGUACUGUAGCUAUGAUAUGUAGGAAGACUGAGUGAGAAGCCCACAUUUGAGACCAUAAAAUGGACAUCUGGAACAAAGUGAUCAACUUGCUGUUUCUUAUAGCACUCAUGGGAACAGUGAAGUCUGCUCUGAUCAUGGAUCCACCCCAAAGGAGAGUGGAAGUUCCUCUUGGCUCCUCUCUGACCCUCAACUGCAGUUUUGAGCCCCAGACUAGUGUCUGGGUGAAGUGGUAUUUCAACCAAAUCCGAACAUGCUGCGACUCUAGUUCCAGUCAACUUUCCUCCCAUAAGAUAUCGGUCAACAAGACUGUGGAGCAGAAGGAUGGAGGUCAUGUCCUUCAGGAGUCUGGGAGAGCUUGGUCCAGACUGACUGUGAGAGAUGUCAGGCACAAUGACAGUGGGUGGUACUUCUGCCAGGUUGUGGUAGAUAUCCCUUUCCAUAGAAACAGUAACAGCAAUGGAACUCAAGUUAUUAUAACUGGCAACAAGACAGAGAGUACCCCUCCAUUGAUGACAGUAACUCGGUCUCCCCACUCCAAUGGGGGUUUGCUUGUAGGCUGGAAGCUGUGGGUAGCAGUGGGAGCAGCGAGUGCCAUACUGGUCACACUGCUAGUGGUCAUCUUAUUACAACGAAGGAGUAGCAAGAUACAAAGAGAGAAUCCUAUCUAUACCAAUUUGCCUCCACCAAACAGAUCUGCAGUAAAACAGCCCUCUCCGCGUCCAGGAAUACAGAUGGACAAACAGAAGAUUUCUCCUCCUUUAAAAGAUCUCAGGACCCCAACUCUUGCCAGAACCCAUGACAACAAACCCAUCAAAAUCCCAACUCCACACAAAGCAAUUGACAACAAACACCUCAAGAUCUCAACUCCACCCAGGGCCCAUGACAACAAACACCUCACCAAGACCCCAAAUCCACCUAGGGCCCAUGACAGCAAACACCUUCCAACUCCUGCCAGGGCACAUGACCUCAGGACCCCAACUCCAUCCAGGGCCUAUGACAGAAAAUGAUUCAUAUUUCCUCUCCUGAAACUUCCAACAGAUAAAACUAUCUCAGCAUGUAAUUUAGUAUCUUGUGAGUGAAGUCCGACUCUGUGCUAUCCUCUCUUACAGGAGCUAUCGCUUCAGUAUUGUUUUUGGUUGCUGUUCAUUCAUUUUCCAGCAGAUGGCAUGCUAUGGUAGCCUACUAAUUUAGGAUAAAUUAUCGUUGUAUAAAUAUUAUUCUCAGGGUCAUUUAAAGUUACCUGAGUUCAGUAAAGCAUAAUUUAGUAACAAGGAAAAUAAGUGCUAUUUUCUGGAAUGUAUUUUGUAUAGGUUGCCUUUGUAAAAAAGACGGUUUGGCAACACAUACUGGGCUUGAAAUACAUAUCUAUAGCUGUUUUUAGUGAAUUCAUAACAUUCCAUAUUUCAAUAUUUUCUUACAAUGGUAGUGCCAAAAUUGUGAAACAAUAAAGUAUGUGACUGGCAAUUGUGCUAUGAAUUUACACAAAAUCGGAUACAUACA
Messenger RNA from Coregonus clupeaformis (lake whitefish), 2172 nucleotides. RefSeq lists its product as uncharacterized. NCBI's taxonomy places the organism in Eukaryota, Metazoa, Chordata, Actinopteri, Salmoniformes, Salmonidae. The transcript has 5 exons. Bases 732 to 1679 code for a protein of 315 amino acids. The record is from RefSeq and is a predicted model, not a curated record.